AUGGAUUUAGAGUCUAACCCUGGUCCUGCUCAGUCUGAUAAUAUAAAUUACCGUUCAACCAAUAAUACGAACAUGGCUAAAAUCUUCUCAAACCAAGGUAACAUUAAGAUUGCUCAUCUAAACAUCCUUUCCCUAAAGAACAAAGAGCACUACCUAUACUGGCACAGGAUCUGGUCCUAAAACAGAAAUUUGACAUUUUCACCAUCUCAGAAACUUGGCUGGACACUUCUGUUACGGAUACUGAAAUUGAAUUCCCGGGAUAUGCUCUGCUUCGACUUGAUCGCAAUGGUAAGAGAGGAGUUGGUGUCUCUGCCUACGUCAACCAAAGCUUCAAAUGUGAGCCAAUGAAAGAUCUGACCUACAUUUCGGAAUCUGGUUUACAUCAGUUAUGGCUAAAGAUGCAAGAUUACUGUCCACCUGACACCAGCUUGUCUUGUUUUGAAACUGAUUUCAGCGAAACAUCAACGUCAGCUUUGUCCUUUAACAAACCGAUCUACAUUCUGGGAGAUCUCAACUGCAAUGUACUUGAUGCGAAUGAUCCGGGACAAUGUGCUCUUUCAAAUUUUUGUAAAGGCUUGUUUUAA
Molecule: messenger RNA, 584 nt
Organism: Paramuricea clavata
Lineage: Eukaryota; Metazoa; Cnidaria; Anthozoa; Malacalcyonacea; Plexauridae
Source: the annotation of a GenBank genome assembly